AUACCAUACUCGCAAAUUUCAAGAAAAGAACCUCCUCAGAGUCAUUACCCGUAAGAGCACCAACCUGUUAGGCUGUUAGUUUUCGUGGGGUUUCUAGUCAUGGCCAGAAAAUAGAGCCGAGUCAUCGUGAGAAAGAAGCACCAAGAAAUUUGUUAUUAAAACUGGGAAGGAAGCUUGUUCAUUCAUCCAUACCUCACACUGGCCUUUCUCUUGUGACUAGCUAGUAGUGUUUAUUGUUCCCGUUGCCUUCAAAAGCACUCUCAAAUCUAUGCAAAAUCUCCCCCUUCAGAAUCUCUUCCUCCAUUGCCACCUCUCUUGCCCUUUGUCUCUCUAAAUCUUGAAGAAAUCAAAGAAAGAAAAAACUAGAAGAGACAGAGAGAGGACCCCUUUUAUAUUAAAGAAAAAGAUCCAUACAUGUUCACUGGUGUCUGAUGAAGGCAAAGACUCACAUUCUUCCAUUCUUUGCCACUCUCACUCUCAUUUGCCUGACCACUGCCCAACACCACUCUUUUUCUAGCAAUGCUGGCCCUAGAGACUCACAAACAAUUCAUAUCAAGCAAAGCCAAAGACACCUUUUACAUUACAGAGAGGAACUUGAUAUAGAAGAUGAGUAUCUGAUGUUACCAGCUUGCCUCAAAUUCGACAACCCUAGACUCAGAAGUGCCUACAUUGCACUCCAAGCAUGGAAACUAGCCAUCAUCUCGGACCCAUUGAACCUCACAUCCAACUGGGUGGGAUCCGACGUUUGCAGCUACACUGGUGUCUUCUGUGCCACAUCUCUCGACAAUUCGUCGAUUCAAACCGUUGCUGGGAUUGAUCUAAAUCAUGGCGACAUGGCAGGGCACUUGGUUGAAGAGCUCGGACUCCUGACGGACAUUGCCUUGUUUCACGUUAACUCCAACAGAUUCUGUGGGAAAGUACCAAGAUCUUUCAAGAAACUAAAACUACUCUACGAGCUGGAUCUAAGCAACAAUCGUUUUGCGGGCAGGUUUCCUUACGUUGUUCUUGAUCUUCCAAAGCUCAAGUAUCUUGAUCUUCGAUUUAACGAGUUUGAAGGCGAUUUGCCAAAAGAGCUGUUUGACAAGGAUCUCGACGCAAUAUUCAUGAACCACAACAGGUUUGCUCUUGAAUUACCUGAUAAUUUUGGCAACUCACCGGUUUCUGUUAUUGUUCUUGCAAAUAAUAAAUUCCACGGGUGUUUUCCGACAAGUUUGGUUAACAUGUCUAAGACCCUAAAUGAAGUGAUUCUCAUGAACAAUGGCUUGCGCUCGUGUUUACCUAGGGAGAUAGGAUUGCUUAAGAAGGUGACAGUUUUUGAUGCGAGUAAUAACAAACUCUUCGGUUCUUUGCCGGACAACAUCGGAGAAAUGGAGAGUCUAGAACUGCUAAAUGUGGCACAUAAUAUGCUGUCAGGAAAUAUCCCUGGAAGCGUGUGCUUGCUUCCACAUCUGAAGAACUUUAGUUAUGCUUAUAACUUCUUCACUGGUGAACCACCAGCGUGUUUGGAUUUGGAAAAUUUUGAUGAUGGCAGGAAUUGUUUGAGGAACAGGCCCAAACAGAGAUCAACAUUGCAAUGUAAAGUGUUCUUGUCUAGGCCCGUAAAGUGCGAGGCUUUUAAAUGUCACAAGUUCGAUCCUUCUCCACCGCCCCCACCUGUUACUUCACCCCCUUAUCAAUCACCCCCUCCGCCUCCACCACCUCCGCCAUGCCAUGAGCAACCGCCUCCACCUCCAUCACCUCCACCAUGCCAUGAACAACCGCCUCCACCAUCACCUCCAGUUCAAUACUUGUUGCCUCCACCUCCUCCAGUUUAUAAUUCACCGCCUCCACCAGCUCCAGUGUAUAAUGGUCCAUUGCCACCUAUUAGUGGCAUACCUUACGCAUCUCCGCCACCUCCACCACUCUACUAAAUGGAUGAUUCUUUUUAGAGAUUUCUCCUUUCACCAGCCCUGCAAGAUCACAAUUACUUGCCUUGUAUUCUUGGCAACAAGGGGAAUAGACCGGAGUCACCGGACCCAUUUCAUAGCAAUCAUCCAAGAAUUGUUUCACAUAAUUGCAUGUAGCAGAAUUCAAGUUUAAAAGACAUUUGGAGAUAGAAAAGAACAGAAGGAAAAGAAGUGUGCAAGAAGAUUAAGUUUCCCUAUAUGUUUAUAAUUGAAUUGCCAUGCGUGUUUUUUGAGUAGUUAAUAAGAUGAAUGAUGUAGAGAGAAACAGUAGGUUUGCAGCGAUUGUAAUUACAUAUAUGAGAUUCAUCUUAGCUAUUUAUAUGUGCUUUCCAAUGGAAAGAUCUGAUGUCUACUUCAGUGUCAUUGUUUAUUCUGUUCUUAUA
This is a messenger RNA of Populus euphratica (Euphrates poplar), 2329 nucleotides long. Its product is annotated as leucine-rich repeat extensin-like protein 3. Bases 432 to 1910 code for a protein of 492 amino acids. The transcript has a single exon. The record is from RefSeq and is a predicted model, not a curated record. NCBI's taxonomy places the organism in Eukaryota, Viridiplantae, Streptophyta, Magnoliopsida, Malpighiales, Salicaceae. Gene Ontology annotation, molecular function: protein binding.